Messenger RNA from Neoarthrinium moseri, 1341 nucleotides. RefSeq lists its product as uncharacterized. The record is from RefSeq and is a predicted model, not a curated record. The transcript has a single exon. The coding region runs from base 1 to 1341 and encodes 446 amino acids. Lineage: Eukaryota; Fungi; Ascomycota; Sordariomycetes; Amphisphaeriales; Apiosporaceae.
AUGAGCUGGAACGGAACAUUCGUGGUGUUGCCCAUUGAGUGGGGGAGCAAGGGUAUCACACUGCCAGAAUGGCUGAACCUCCUCACUCUCUCCCUCGCUCCGAUUAUUGUGCAUAUCGUCGCUGGGGCACCUCGCCCAUCGUACCUGUGCCAAUCUCGACCCAAAUGGCACGACCUCAUCUGCAACUUCAAUCCGACGUCGAUACUUUGGCGUUAUGCCGCAAUCACCGACAGGCGGAUUCGCUCGCCGACGUGGACUGUUGUGGAUGUGGCAGCAAGCAACGCAGUCUUCUGGACCUCAAAUGGGUGGAACGGAGCUGACAGCAUGGUGUCGGCCAGUCUCCCUUUUGCGACUCGUUUACCCGAGAAACCCCGAGUCCAGUUCUUCUCGAUAGAAAUGGGGAAAACUGUAAUCACGGUUGUCCAAGGGAUCCAGGCCUUUGCUUCGUUGCUGGGUCUGUUCACACACCAAGGCGACUACACCACCAUCGAUGCCGUCAGCGGACUCUUUAUACCAAUUGCGCUGUGCGGCUUGCUACGCCUAUUCCCAGCUCGCUGGUUGACGGAUGACUUUUACUACACAGUAAUAGCCGACGACCAAAUGUCGACGUACCCCGGGACCUCGGGGACUUCGUUCGUUGAUACAGAUGGGAGGCGCCACUCGGUUGAUAGCCUUAUCCAAGCUCCUAAUGAAGGGUUCUCUCCACCGGGGUAUGGCCUUUUCUCUCCAGCACUUAGCUGGCGGCGCCAGUCGCUAAGCACGAUAUUCAAGGUGUUCUACAUAAUACCUUUUCUAUGUGCAUGGACACUCGCGUUCUUGUUCAUUACGCCUUGGGUAUCGACAGUCAAUACCCCUGGUGUCUGGAGCUUGACUUCGUAUAUGCUAGGAUUGUUCUACAUGUUCAUUUUGACGCCAACUAUACUGAUCUACGUAAGCUACUGGAUUCGCGGCUACACAACCACUACCCUCAUACCAUGCAUAUCUUCGUCAUGGUACAAAGUAUACUCGCUUCUGGUGUUGAUCUGGAUGUUGUUGCUUGUAUGCCUCUCCUCGAUAGAGACAAGGAAAAGCGUUUGUGGCAAGUAUACAGCGAUGCCAGAGAGAUACGGCGACCCUUGUGCAACGGGCAACAUCAAAGUGGUACACGUCGGAUGGGACGUCGGCAAUACUUUUGGCCUGGCACAGAACUUGACCAUAGAAGGCCAAUUUGUAGUAGCCAACUUCACGGGUACUUGUAUGGGUGCGUUUUCCUUUAUGGAGAGCGGGAAAAACGCAACGCUCUUAGAGCUUGGAGCCUCAGCAACAGGGAGAAAGCGAAAUAAGCAAAAAGAGCUGAUGUGA